AAAGUAACAAUUUCACGUAACUCAGAAUAACUCAGAAGUGAAUUUCAGAGAAGAAAACGAUGAGCACGGUGACGAACAAGCAGGUGAUACUGAGAGACUACGUGAGUGGGUUCCCAAAGGAAUCGGACUUUGAUAUCACCACUACCACGGUCGAGCUUAAGCUUCCAGAGGGGUCUAACUCGGUUCUUGUGAAGAAUCUAUACUUGUCAUGUGAUCCUUACAUGCGGUCUCGCAUGGGGAAGCCUGCUGCUUCUGGUAUUGCUCAAGCUUACACUCCCGGCAAGCCAAUCUUAGGGUUUGGAGUGUCAAGAGUGAUAGAAUCAGCGCAUCCAGAUUACAAAGAAGGUGACUUAAUGUGGGGAAUCGUUGGAUGGGAAGAGUACAGUGUUGUUACUCCUAUUCCUGACAUGCAUUUCAAGAUCCAGAAUACUGAUGUUCCAUUGUCCUACUACACUGGUCUUCUCGGUAUGCCUGGUAUGACAGCGUAUGCCGGAUUCUAUGAAGUCUGUUCUCCAAAGAAAGGAGAGACAGUCUAUGUGUCGGCUGCAUCUGGUGCUGUUGGCCAGCUUGUGGGACAGUUUGCUAAAAUGAUGGGUUGCUAUGUUGUUGGAAGCGCUGGAAGUAAAGAAAAGGUUGAUCUCCUCAAAAACAAGUUUGGGUUUGAUGAUGCAUUUAACUACAAGGAAGAACAAGACCUUACUGCUGCUCUGAAAAGGUGUUUUCCCAAAGGCAUUGACAUAUACUUUGAGAACGUAGGAGGCAAAAUGCUAGACGCAGUGCUCUUAAACAUGAACAUUCACGGGCGUAUCGCUGUAUGUGGAAUGAUCUCACAGUACAAUCUUGAGAACCACGAAGGAGUGCACAACCUAUCCACCAUAAUCUACAAGCGAAUCCGCAUUCAAGGCUUUGCAGUCUUUGAUUACUACGAUAAGUACUCAAAGUUCUUGGAGUUUGUGAUCCCGUGCAUCAAAGAAGGGAAGAUAGCGUACGUGGAAGAUGUAGCUGAAGGACUCGAGAAAGGUCCCGAAGCUCUUGUGGGACUCUUCCAUGGUAAGAACGUUGGGAAGCAAGUUGUUGUGAUUGCUCGUGAGUGAAAGAUAAACAUAAUGUUGGAUGGUUAAUAACAUUGUGUUUCUGGUAACAAGAUAUAAUAAGCUUCUUUUAUUAAUAUAUUAAAAAGGGGAUAUAAUAAGCUCA
This is a messenger RNA of Brassica rapa (field mustard), 1197 nucleotides long. RefSeq names its product NADP-dependent alkenal double bond reductase P2. Lineage: Eukaryota; Viridiplantae; Streptophyta; Magnoliopsida; Brassicales; Brassicaceae. Gene Ontology annotation, molecular function: 2-alkenal reductase [NAD(P)H] activity. Gene Ontology annotation, biological process: response to oxidative stress. The record is from RefSeq and is a predicted model, not a curated record.